Messenger RNA from Pyricularia pennisetigena, 915 nucleotides. RefSeq lists its product as uncharacterized. Bases 1 to 915 code for a protein of 304 amino acids. The record is from RefSeq and is a predicted model, not a curated record. The transcript has a single exon. Lineage: Eukaryota; Fungi; Ascomycota; Sordariomycetes; Magnaporthales; Pyriculariaceae.
AUGUCGGAAUCGGAGUCGCCAUACCCCUAUCCCGAGGGCAAUGGAGGAGACCAGAAGACAUUCGGCAUCAUCAUCGGCGUCUUGAGCUUUGCCGCAGUUGUUGCCAUCGCGUUCACCGUCUGGCGUAUAAUGUGCCCCAAGAAGUCAAAGGCGGAGGAUGAUCUCGAGGCCGGCCCCGAGCCGCAGCCGGAGGGCGAGGAAGGAGACGCAGAGGAAGAAGGAGAUGAACCAGAUGAAGGAGACCAACCAACCCAGGAAGUCAAAGAGCUGGCCCCCAGACGACCUCGUGCGCCACAAUCAGUGCAUUCGGAUCAUCCGAGAGCGAAGAGCAAACCCAAGCUUCUGCGACAGCUUCCGCAACAGUUCCCACAGCUCCCGCGGGAGGUUCAACAACAGAUCUGGGACCACGCCGAGAACAAGAACCACAAGAGACAUGGAGACAAGGCCCCGGAACCACUUCCGCGACAGCUUCGAAAGCAGCUUUGGGACUCGCUUCCGCUGGAGGUCCAGGAGGAGCUUUACGAACAGAUCGACCCAGACAUACAGAAGCACGUCAAGCAGUGUCUCAAGGAGCAGAGACUGGAGGAGGAACUUGCAAACGUCUCAAGCAAGCCUCGGACCCGUCCACCGAGCCGUCGGCCGAGCACAGCUGCCACGGGCUCGCGUUCGAGUCGGCGACCAAGCACAACAGCUGCCUCGAGCUCACGUUCGAGCCGUCGAACCACCACAGAUGUCUCGAGCAUGUAUUCGAGCCGUCGAGCACCUACCACCGUCGCCACCAGCAUAUUUCCGCCCACUGAAGCACCCACCGCACACGUCCCGGGCGCUUACCCCAGCCGGCGGGCACCCUCCAGCGCCCCAAGGAUGCAUUCGAGACGUCGGGCCUUGUCAAGCAUUCUUACACUGGACGAGUAA